Molecule: messenger RNA, 1104 nt
Organism: Brassicogethes aeneus
Lineage: Eukaryota; Metazoa; Arthropoda; Insecta; Coleoptera; Nitidulidae
Source: the annotation of a GenBank genome assembly
AUGGCGAGCGACACAAGUCCUGCUGUCGAUCCGUCCAGCGAAAAAGUUCUAAAUUUAGCCAUUCCAAAGGAGAGUAAACACUGUAGACGUGCAGUAGUUCGGGAGAAAGUGAUAUGCAAAAAGUGCAGAAGUCUUUUUCACCCGGGGUGCGGAAAAGCAGCUAAUAAAAGCAGUGAAUGCCAGCAUGAAGCCGAGGAGGAAAAAGUUGCCAGUCUAGAAAACCAGUUAAAAACCGCCAAAAAAACUGAGGUAAACAAACCAAAUAUUUCAAAUAACAUAACCAAUAUACCGGCAUCCUCGAAUAACACUACUAACACAAAGAUGGCGCUACCUCUUAACUAUGCUGAAAAUGUAAAGAAAACACUGAAGAAAGCUAUACCGCUGACAGUACAGUUACCUAUCACACACACACCUGUAGCAAAACAAACUCCUGAAACUGUAAUGCCGGUACCAGCUGAUAAAAACAUAACCAAAAAUAUUAGCAAUGAUGAUUUUACUACAAAAACUUACAAAAACGCAAGGAAAAAUACCGGAAUAAUCGGGAAAAACAGACUUCAUACUGAUAACAGACAAAGAGAAACUAGUCCAAAAUUAGGAAUACCAUUAGUCACUCCUCAGUUAUCUUUUAAUUUAUUUUACCACAAUAUGCAAUGCCUGCGAACAAAAGUUAAUGAGUUAGAAGCAUAUAUUGGAGAAAAAUUUAACAUGCUCUGUAUGAAUGAAACUUGGUUAACGGAAACUGAAACGGAAUAUUUAAAGAUUGGCAACUUUAGAACGGCCUACCAAUUCUCUAGGAAGGUUAGGGCGCAUGGUGGAGUUGAAAUGCUGGAUAACACACUGUCCUACGAGAAACUUGAGGACUUGAAUUCACUAUCAAUUGAACAGCAUUGUAAAAUCUCUGCUGUUUUAAUCCCAGUUUUUAACUUAACUGUCAUAACUGUAUACAGGUCACCAAACCCGAAAGGAACUUUUGUGAUUUUCAUGGAGAUCAUUGAAAAGGUAUGUAACAAGGUCAACUUUAAGAUGGGUAAUGUUUUGAUCGUAGGUGAUUUUAAUGUAUGCUUCAAAAAUGUAAACAGGCAGGAUGAUGACGAUGAUGCAUAA